Messenger RNA from Tyto alba (common barn owl), 1525 nucleotides. RefSeq names its product ZPR1 zinc finger (gene ZPR1). Gene Ontology annotation, molecular function: zinc ion binding. NCBI's taxonomy places the organism in Eukaryota, Metazoa, Chordata, Aves, Strigiformes, Tytonidae. Gene Ontology annotation, cellular component: cytoplasm; nucleus. The transcript has 14 exons. Bases 29 to 1363 code for a protein of 444 amino acids. The record is from RefSeq and is a predicted model, not a curated record.
GCAGGCGCGGUUGGGCGGCGGGGGCAAGAUGUCGGCGCUGGGGGCGGCGGAGGCGGGCGGCGGGUCCUUGUUCCGGCCCCUCGGCGGCGAGGAGGGCGAGCAGCGGCCAGCCGAGAUCGAGUCCCUCUGCAUGAACUGCUUCCGCAGCGGGGUGACGCGGCUGCUGCUCACCCGGAUCCCCUUCUUCAAAGAGAUCAUCGUCAGCUCCUUCAGCUGCGGCAGCUGCGCCUGGUCCGACGCCGAGAUCCAGUCGGCGGGGCGCAUCCAGGAGCUGGGGGUGCGCUACGCCCUGGCCGUCACCUCCCGCCGGGACAUGGACAGGGAAGUGGUGAAGAUGGACUGUGCCACGGCUCGAAUUCCGGAGCUGGACUUCGAGAUCCCCGCUUUCACCCAGAAGGGAGUUCUGACCACCGUCGAAGGGAUAAUUGACAGAGCCAUCAUGGGCCUGGAGCAGGACCAGCCCGUGCGCAGGGCGACAGACCGAGAGGUGGCUGCAAAAAUAGACGAGUUCAUUGGGAAACUGAGGCAGCUGAAGGAAGUGCGCUCCUCCUUCACCUUUGUCCUAGACGAUCCCUCGGGGAACAGCUUCGUGGAGAACCCGCGGGCGCCGCUGAGGGACGAUGCUCUCGUGGUCAGCCGCUACCGCAGGACUCCCCAGCAGGCUGCCAUGCUGGGACUGGAGGGGGAGGACUCGGAUGAGCACCCAGCGGAAUCUGCAGAGGAUCUGAGGAACGAGGUGCUGCAGUUCAACACCAACUGCCCCGAGUGCAACGCGCCAGCCAACACCAACAUGAAGUUAGUGCAAAUCCCCCACUUCAAGGAAGUGAUUAUCAUGGCCACAAACUGCGACUCCUGCGGGCACAGGACAAAUGAGGUGAAGUCGGGAGGAGCGAUCGAAGCGCAGGGCACCAGGAUCACCCUGCGGAUUACAGACCCUUCCGACAUGACGAGGGAUGUCCUAAAGUCGGAGACGUGCAGCGUGGAGAUCCCCGAGCUGGAGUUCGAGCUGGGGAUGGGAGCGCUGGGCGGGAAGUUCACCACGCUGGAGGGGCUGCUGAAGGACAUCAGGGAGCUGGUGGAGAGGAACCCCUUCACCCUGGGGGACAGCUCUACGCCCAGACAAACGGGGAAGCUGCAGGAGUUCCUUGGGAAACUGCAACAGGUCAUAGAGGGAAAGACAAAGGCUCACUUCAUCAUGGAUGACCCUGCAGGCAACAGCUAUCUUCAGAACGUGUACGCCCCUGAGGACGACCCGGAGCUGAAGGUGGAGCGCUACGAGCGUACGUUUGAGCAGAACGAAGACCUGGGCCUGAACGACAUGAAGACGGAGGGCUACGAGUCAGAGGGAGCCUCGGGCCGGUAGCCGGGCGCAACAGGACCCCUCCGGCCUCUUCCCCUGCCGGCUCUGGGGGGGCACCGGGGCUUGUGGGGGGCCGGGGCCGCCCGGGGAGGUGCCCGGCCGAGCUGUGGGGGCGGGGGGAGGCCGGUUUGGGCUGCGACCCCCCCAAUAAAACCUGUUCCUGGA